AUGAUGAACCCUCAUCCGCCACCGUCCUCCUUAAACCCUUCACAGCUGAUCACCACCAUCACCACCAUUCUUUCCGCCUCAAAGAAGCCAUUCAACGCCGCCGUCCUCAGUCCUUACCUCCCACACCUAACCCAACCUGUUCUUCACUCCAUCCUCACUUCCCCUGUCCUACUGACCUCCCACCCUAAUUCAGUCCAAGCUUUUUUCAGAUGGGCUCAUUCUCAAAUCCCUUCUCUAACUCUUCCCCUCCCAUCCCUUCUUUCCCUCCUUGGUUCCUAUUUCAGCCGCAACAAAUUCGCCGACGCUAAAGCCCUGCUCCUUGAAUUCAUUCCUUCCGACCAUCCGACCCAUCAGCUCCACCGUCAUCUUCUUAAUCCUUCCGAAUCGCUUCCUCUUCCUAGCAAAGCUCUCCUGGAUACCUCCAUUGCCGCCUAUUGCCGUUGCGGUCGGACCCAUCUAGCUGCCCAGGUUUUUAAGAAAAUGAAGCGUCUCCGCCUCUGUCCGAAUCUGCUCACUUGCAACACUCUCCUGAUUUCGUUGGUAAAGUACCCUUCUACUCAUACUGUGCGUUACUGUAAAGAGUUGUUCCAUGAUGCUCUUAAGCUUGGCGUGAAGCCCAACUCAAAUACUUUUAACAUUUUAAUCAGUGGGUAUUGUUUGGAGUAUAGAUUCAAAGAUGCGAUUGAUUUGUUGAAUAAAAUGAGUGAUUAUGGUUGUAAACCGGAUAAUGUUGGCUAUAACACGAUAUUGCAUGCUUUGUGCAAGAAGGGUAGGUUGAUUGAGGCUCGUGAUUUAUUGUUGGAUAUGAAGAGCAAAGGUUUGGUUCCAAACAGGAACACGUUUAAUAUUUUGGUCAAUGGGUACUGUAAAAUGGGCUGGCUGAAGGAUGCAGCCACUAUAAUUGAAUUGAUGACACAGAAUAAUUUGUUACCUGACCUUUGGACAUAUAAUAUGUUGAUAAAGGGGUUGUGUGAUGAGGGAAGGAUUGAUCAUGCUUUUAAGCUAAAAAAGGACAUGGAGGAAUUGAAACUGUUUCCUGACGUGGUUACAUAUAAUACUCUGAUUAGUGGGUGUUUCGCAAAUAAAAGAAGUUCCGAGGCCUUUGAUUUGCUCGAAGUGAUGAAGGCUGAAGGACUAAAGCCAAGUGAGGUUACUCAUAACAUUGUGAUUAAUUGGUAUUGUAAUGCAGGAAAGAUGAAUGAAGCUAGUGAUGCUAUCCGGAGGAUGGAAGAAGAUGGAUUCUCUCCGAAUUGUGUAACCUACAAUACCUUAAUAACUGGCUACUGUAAAGCUGGGAACUUGGCCGAGGCCGUUGUCAUGAUAAAUAUAUUGGCCAGUAAAGGUCUGAAGAUGGAUGCAUUUACUCUAAAUACUGCUCUUCAAACUCUGUGUCAGGAAAAGCGGCUUAAUGAAGCUUAUGACUUACUUAAAAGUGCGAUGAAGCGAGGUUAUAUCUUAAAUGAAGUAAGUUAUGGUAUUCUCAUUGUUGGAUACUUCAAGGAAAAUAAUGUAGGCAGAGCUAAGGAGCUUUGGGAUGAAAUGAAAAACAAAGCUAUCUUUCCCAGCAUCGUCACGUAUAAUUCGAUGAUUGCAGGGCUUUGCAAGACAGGCGAAACUGAGUUAGCGAUAGAAAAACUGAAUGAGCUUUUGGAGAAUGGGUUGGUUCCUGAUGAAAUUACAUAUAACACAAUCAUCCAGGGAUUUUGUUUGGAGGGAAGUAUUGACAAAGCAUUUCUCUUUCAUACCAAAAUGGUGGAGAAUUCUUUUAAACCCGGCGUCUAUACCUGCAAUAUUCUUCUUAGUGGGCUCUGCAAGGAAAGGAUGAUUGAAAAAGCCAUUCGACUUUUUGACACGUGGAAAUCCAAGGGGAAGGCAAUGGAUGCCGUCACCUACAAUACAUUGAUAGGAGCGUUAUGUAAAGUGGGGAGGCUUGAUGACGCGUUGGACCUUGUUGUUGAAAUGCAUGACAAGAACCUGGGCCCUGAUACUUUUACCUACAGUGCUGUUCUGGGUGCAUAUGCUGAUGCCGAGAGAAUAAAAGAGGCUGAAGAAUUCAUGUCAAAAAUAGCCGAGACAGGAUCAUUGGAACAACGUACAAACAUAAACAAGAAGGAAGGUGCCUCUGGUAAAUCGGCAGAUAACUCUGAUCCCAGUUCUGUUGCAUACAAUGAAGAAAUAACUGACCUUUGCAAUCGAGGAAGAUUCAGGGAUGCCAUGUUUAUGUACAGAGAGAUGAUUGACAAGGGUAUUUAUAUCGAUAAAUCUACUCAUAUAACUUUAAUGAAUGGACUUAUCAAGAGGAGGAAAAGUACUUUUAGGUCUGAUUGA
Molecule: messenger RNA, 2328 nt
Organism: Oldenlandia corymbosa var. corymbosa
Lineage: Eukaryota; Viridiplantae; Streptophyta; Magnoliopsida; Gentianales; Rubiaceae
Source: the annotation of a GenBank genome assembly